GUUAUUCGGCCUUUUUUCUUUGUUUUACUUCAUCACUAUGGCCAACCAAAAACGAGAAUCAACUCAAGUUCAACCAGAAGAUGCUACUAUUGUUUCUUUGGUAUUACAAUCUCUUGGUGUUCAUGAUUAUGAUCCAAAAGUAGUACAACAAUUACUUGAAUUUGCUCAUAGAUAUACAACUGACGUAUUCCAAGAUGCUUUAGUAUAUGCAGAACAUGCUAAUAAGGUGGAUAUUGAUUUAGAAGAUAUACAAUUAGCUAUUCAAGGACGUGUGAAUCAUUCUUUUACUACACCACCUCCCAAAGAAUUUUUAUUAGAGUUAGCAGAAGAAAAGAACAAGACUCCUUUACCAUUAAUUCCUGAAAAGUAUGGUAAUCGAUUACCAGCGGAUAAAUAUUGUUUGACAGGUCUUAAUUUCUCCAUUGUACCAAACGCACCUCCAUCACUUUCAAAUACAACAACACAACAACCAUCAUCAACAUCUUCAACAACAACAACAACAAUAGCAGCAAAUGAUUCACAGUUACAACAAUCAAAGAGAAGGCGCGAUGAUAUGGAAGAUGAUGAUUAUGAUUUCUAGUUACAAUGUUUUUUUAUUUAGUAAUUCUUACUUGUAUAUACCACC
This is a messenger RNA of Halteromyces radiatus, 625 nucleotides long. RefSeq names its product transcription initiation factor IID, 31kD subunit-domain-containing protein. The record is from RefSeq and is a predicted model, not a curated record. Gene Ontology annotation, molecular function: protein heterodimerization activity; RNA polymerase II general transcription initiation factor activity; transcription coactivator activity. Gene Ontology annotation, biological process: RNA polymerase II preinitiation complex assembly; DNA-templated transcription initiation. Gene Ontology annotation, cellular component: SAGA complex; transcription factor TFIID complex. Bases 38 to 580 code for a protein of 180 amino acids. Lineage: Eukaryota; Fungi; Mucoromycota; Mucoromycetes; Mucorales; Cunninghamellaceae. The transcript is spliced from 4 exons.